Sorex araneus (European shrew) is the source of this 3141-nucleotide messenger RNA. RefSeq names its product UDP-N-acetylglucosamine--peptide N-acetylglucosaminyltransferase 110 kDa subunit-like. Bases 1 to 3141 code for a protein of 1046 amino acids. The record is from RefSeq and is a predicted model, not a curated record. Gene Ontology annotation, molecular function: protein N-acetylglucosaminyltransferase activity; protein binding. Lineage: Eukaryota; Metazoa; Chordata; Mammalia; Eulipotyphla; Soricidae. The transcript has a single exon. Gene Ontology annotation, biological process: RNA processing; protein O-linked glycosylation.
AUGGCUUCGUCCAUGGACAAUGUGGCCGACAGCACAGAGCCAACAAAACGUAUGCUUUCCUUCCAAGGGUUAGCUGAGUUGGCACAUCGAGAAUAUCAGGCAGGAGAUUUUGAGGCAGCUGAGAGACACUGCAUGCAGCUCUGGAGACAGGAGCCAGACAAUACUGGUGUGCUUUUAUUACUUUCAUCUAUACACUUCCAGUGUCGAAGGCUGGACAGGUCUGCUCACUUUAGCACAUUGGCAAUUAAACAGAACCCUCUUCUGGCUGAAGCCUAUUCAAAUUUGGGGAAUGUAUACAAGGAAAGAGGGCAGUUGCUGGAAGCAGUUGAAAAUUACCAGCAUGCAUUGCGUCUCAAACCAGAUUUCAUCGAUGGUUACAUUAAUCUGGCAGCUGCCUUGGUAGCAGCAGGGGACAUGGAAGGAGCAGUGCAAGCUUACAUCUCUGCGCUUCAGUACAAUCCUGAUUUGUAUUGUGUUCGCAGUGACCUGGGGAACUUGCUCAAAGCCCUGGGUCGCUUGGAAGAAGCCAAGGCAUGUUAUUUGAAAGCAAUUGAGACACAACCGAACUUUGCAGUAGCUUGGAGUAAUCUUGGUUGUGUUUUUAAUGCACAAGGGGAAAUUUGGCUUGCAAUUCAUCACUUUGAAAAGGCUGUUACCCUUGACCCCAAUUUUUUGGAUGCUUACAUCAAUUUAGGAAAUGUCUUGAAAGAGGCACGGGUUUUUGACAGAGCUGUGGCAGCUUACCUUCGUGCCCUUAGCUUGGGUCCAAACCAUGCUGUGGUUCAUGGCAACCUGGCUUGUGUAUACUAUGAGCAAGGCCUGAUAGAUCUAGCAGUAGACACCUACAGGCGAGCGAUUGAACUGCAACCCCAUUUCCCGGAUGCUUACUGCAACCUAGCCAAUGCUCUCAAAGAGAAGGGCAGUGUCCCCGAAGCAGAAGAUUGCUAUAAUACAGCUCUUCAACUGUGUCCCACUCAUGCAGAUUCACUGAAUAACCUAGCGAAUAUCAAACGAGAACAGGGAAAUAUUGAAGAAGCAGUUCGCUUGUAUCGUAAAGCAUUAGAAGUCUUCCCAGAGUUUGCUGCUGCCCAUUCAAAUUUAGCAAGUGUACUUCAACAGCAAGGAAAACUACAGGAAGCUCUGAUGCAUUACAAGGAGGCUAUUCGAAUCAGUCCUACUUUUGCUGAUGCCUAUUCAAAUAUGGGAAAUACUCUAAAGGAAAUGCAGGAUGUUCAGGGAGCCUUGCAAUGUUAUACUCGAGCCAUUCAAAUUAACCCAGCAUUUGCUGAUGCUCACAGUAAUCUGGCUUCUAUUCACAAGGAUUCAGGGAAUAUUCCAGAAGCAAUAGCUUCUUAUCGUACUGCUCUGAAGCUUAAACCUGAUUUUCCUGAUGCUUAUUGUAAUUUGGCUCAUUGUUUGCAGAUAGUUUGUGAUUGGACAGAUUAUGAUGAGCGAAUGAAGAAGUUAGUCAGUAUUGUGGCUGACCAGUUAGAGAAGAAUAGAUUGCCUUCUGUACAUCCGCAUCAUAGUAUGCUCUACCCUCUUUCACAUGGCUUCAGGAAGGCUAUUGCUGAGAGACAUGGGAACCUCUGUUUGGAUAAGAUUAAUGUCCUUCAUAAGCCACCGUAUGAACAUCCAAAGGACUUGAAACUGAGUGAUGGUCGACUGCGAGUAGGAUAUGUGAGUUCUGACUUUGGGAAUCAUCCUACUUCUCACCUUAUGCAGUCUAUUCCAGGUAUGCACAAUCCUGAUAAAUUUGAGGUUUUUUGUUAUGCCUUAAGUCCAGAUGAUGGCACAAACUUUCGAGUAAAGGUGAUGGCAGAAGCCAGUCAUUUCAUUGAUCUUUCUCAGAUUCCAUGCAAUGGAAAAGCAGCAGAUCACAUCCAUCAGGAUGGAAUUCACAUCCUCGUAAAUAUGAAUGGUUAUACCAAGGGCGCACGAAAUGAACUCUUUGCUCUUCGGCCAGCUCCUAUUCAGAUAAUGUGGCUGGGAUACCCUGGGACUAGUGGUGCACUUUUCAUGGACUACAUCAUUACUGAUCAGGAAACAUCACCAGCUGAAGUGGCUGAGCAGUAUUCUGAAAAGUUGGCUUAUAUGCCCCAUACUUUCUUUAUUGGUGAUCAUGCUAAUAUGUUUCCUCACCUGAAGAAAAAAGCAGUCAUUAAUUUCAAGUCCAAUGGACAUACUUACGACAAUCGGAUUGUUCUGAAUGGCAUCGAUCUCAAAGCAUUCCUUGACAGUCUGCCAGAUGUGAAAGUUGUUAAGAUGAAAUGUCCAGAUGGAGGAGAUGAGGCUGACAGCAGUAGUACAGCUCUGAAUAUGCCUGUCAUUCCUAUGAAUACUAUUGCAGAAGCAGUUAUUGAAAUGAUUAAUAGAGGGCAAACUCAGAUUAAAAUAAAUGGAUUCAGCAUUAGUAAUGGGCUGGCAACUACCCAGAUCAGCAAUAAGGCUGCCACUGGGGAGGAGGUUCCUCGCACCAUUAUCGUGACCACACGUUCUCAGUAUGGGUUACCAGAGGAUGCAAUCGUGUAUUGUAACUUAAAUCAGUUAUAUAAAAUUGAUCCUUCUACUUUACAGAUGUGGGCAAAUAUUCUGAAGCGGGUUCCCAAUAGUGUGCUCUGGUUGUUGCGUUUUCCUGCAGUUGGAGAACCUAAUAUUCAGCGGUAUGCACGAAAUAUGGGCCUGCCCCAGAACAGGAUCAUUUUUUCCCCUGUUGCUCCUAAAGAGGAACAUGUAAGGAGAGGCCAGCUGGCUGAUGUUUGCCUGGACACUCCACUCUGUAAUGGACAUACCACUGGGAUGGAUGUCCUCUGGGCAGGAACACCGAUGGUAACCAUGCCAGGAGAGACUCUUGCCUCUCGAAUUGCAGCAUCUCAGCUCACUUGUUUGGGCUGUCUUGAGCUUAUUGCUAAAAAUCGACAAGAAUACGAAGACAUAGCUGUGAAGUUGGGAACUGAUCUAGAAUACCUGAGGAAAAUUCGUGGCAAAGUCUGGAAGCAGAGAAUAGCUAGCCCUCUGUUCAACACCAAACAAUAUACAAUGGAACUGGAGAAGCUGUAUCUACAGAUGUGGGAGCAUUAUGCAGCUGGCAACAAGCCCGAUCACAUGAUUAAACCCGUCCAAGUCACUGAGUCGGCCUGA